AUGGCUCGUCCUGUGCCACCCUCAGGGUCCCACCCUGCCCCUGUCCUUGUGCCCAUGGCUCGUCCUGAGCCCCCCUCAGGAUCCCACACUGUCCCUGUUCUUGUGCCCACGGCUCGUCCUGUGCCACCCUCAGGGUCCCACCCUGCCCCUGUCCUUGUGCCCAUGGCUCGUCCUGAGCCCCCCUCAGGAUCCCACACUGUCCCUGUUCUUGUGCCCACGGCUCGUCCUGUGCCACCCUCAGGGUCCCACCCUGCCCCUGUCCUUGUGCCCAUGGCUCGUCCUGAGCCCCCCUCAGGAUCCCACACUGUCCCUGUUCUUGUGCCCACGGCUCGUCCUGUGCCACCCUCAGGGUCCCACCCUGCCCCUGUCCUUGUGCCCAUGGCUCGUCCUGAGCCCCCCUCAGGAUCCCACACUGUCCCUGUUCUUGUGCCCACGGCUCGUCCUGUGCCACCCUCAGGGUCCCACCCUGCCCCUGUCCUUGUGCCCAUGGCUCGUCCUGAGCCCCCCUCAGGAUCCCACACUGUCCCUGUUCUUGUGCCCACGGCUCGUCCUGUGCCACCCUCAGGGUCCCACCCUGCCCCUGUCCUUGUGCCCAUGGCUCGUCCUGAGCCCCCCUCAGGAUCCCACACUGUCCCUGUUCUUGUGCCCACGGCUCGUCCUGUGCCACCCUCAGGGUCCCACCCUGCCCCUGUCCUUGUGCCCAUGGCUCGUCCUGAGCCCCCCUCAGGAUCCCACACUGUCCCUGUUCUUGUGCCCACGGCUCGUCCUGUGCCACCCUCAGGGUCCCACCCUGCCCCUGUCCUUGUGCCCAUGGCUCGUCCUGAGCCCCCCUCAGGAUCCCACACUGUCCCUGUUCUUGUGCCCACGGCUCGUCCUGUGCCACCCUCAGGGUCCCACCCUGCCCCUGUCCUUGUGCCCAUGGCUCGUCCUGAGCCCCCCUCAGGAUCCCACACUGUCCCUGUCCUUGUGCCUAUGGCUUGUGCCACCCUCAGGAUCCCACACUGUCCCUGUCCUUGUGCCUAUGGCUUGUGCCACCCCCAGGGUUCCCCACUGUCCCCGUCCUUGUGCCCACGGCUCGUCCUGUGCCACCCUCAGGGUCCCUCCAGCCCUGACAGCUGUGACACCUCUUGUCAGGCGGGCUAUGUGCCACUGUCACCUGGCACACCCCCUACAUGGGGUCAUUCUGACAGAGCUGGGCCACCAGGUGUCUUUUUUUAA
Molecule: messenger RNA, 1218 nt
Organism: Onychostruthus taczanowskii (white-rumped snowfinch)
Lineage: Eukaryota; Metazoa; Chordata; Aves; Passeriformes; Passeridae
Product: vegetative cell wall protein gp1-like
Exons: 1
Coding region: 1-1218 (405 amino acids)
Source: RefSeq, a predicted model, not a curated record